AUGUUCGUGUACAAGGUGCCGUUCAUCAGUGACAACAUCACCGGCAAGAUGGUUAUUACCUUCGGUAAUGUCGUCGUCAAGAGCAGCCUCUCGCGGGUCUCGGACUCGGCGCCGACGGAUCCACCUAAGGUGUAUGAAUCCGAUCGCGAGGAGCGGAUUGGAAUCCCUGUGUUUUUGUCGAUGGUAAUCACCAUCGUGCCGGUGACAUUACCACUGACGAACGGCACCUUGUACACGAACAUGUCGUUGUCGUCGUCCUCCCCCUCCUCCACAGCGGGCAGCGACGCCAAGCCCGACUCGGAGUCGGUUCCAGACGCGGAUUCGGAUUCAGACGCGGAUUCGGAUUCAGAGGAGAAAAUCGCAGGAAGCGAGAGCAAUGCAAGUCGCCAGCAGGACUUGGGUAACGCGCAUCUUGGAGGGAAGUGGGUGCGGGGCCACUGCUGCCUCUCGCGGGUCUCGGAGUCGACACCGACGGAUCCGUCCAAGGUCUACGACUUCGGACAACUGGAGAAGCAGAAAGAGUCUGGUUCUGGCAGCGAGGAACGGGGCCUGUUUAGUUUCGUGGCGACGCAUUUCGUCCAGUACAAGAUGACGCAGAAGGCGGUAUCGUGGAUCAAGAAUAUUUUCCAGGGUGACAAGCUUUUCGGUUUGAUACGGGUCUGA
Molecule: messenger RNA, 663 nt
Organism: Phytophthora sojae
Lineage: Eukaryota; Oomycota; Peronosporomycetes; Peronosporales; Peronosporaceae
Exons: 4
Coding region: 1-663 (220 amino acids)
Source: RefSeq, a predicted model, not a curated record